This is a messenger RNA of Sesamum indicum (sesame), 608 nucleotides long. Its product is annotated as TonB-dependent heme receptor A. The record is from RefSeq and is a predicted model, not a curated record. NCBI's taxonomy places the organism in Eukaryota, Viridiplantae, Streptophyta, Magnoliopsida, Lamiales, Pedaliaceae.
GUCGCCCAAAGAAUACGCAGCAAACCCUCGUCUCCAGGCUCCUCAUCUUCCCCUUCAUUUUGCCCUCAUUCUUCUACUCUGUGUGCUCAGUUCUUAGAUCGUGGAAUGGCGAUGAAAAACGGGUUGAGAUCAUGCGCUUCCAAGCUACUCAAUUAUACUCCAUCGAUUGCUCCGAAAUCAGUGAAUAGGGCAAUUCACUCAACUAGUGUAAAGAACAUGGGAGGAGGACAUGGCCACGACGAGCCGUACUACCUUCACGCAAAGCACAUGUACAACUUGGACAGGAUGACAAAUCAGAAACUAAAAAUGAGUCUUGGUGUCCUUGCUGCUUUCAGCAUUGGUGUUGCUGUCCCCAUUUAUGCAGUCGUCUUCCAGCAGAAGAAGACUGCUUCGGCAUAAUUUUUCUUGUUAAACCUCUUUUGCUGUAAUAACAGAGACUAUUUGAAGUGCUUUUUGUGGACAAAAGCCAGGAAUCUAUUGUUUCGAAAGAAUUGAUCAGUUCUUCUGUGUCCAUUUAACAAUUUGCAGUUUGUUUGCCAUUUGAGUCAGAAAAUAGUUUUGUUUCCUGCUUUAUCAAUAAUACACUCCAACAAUGUUACUGUUUUCCA